Juglans microcarpa x Juglans regia is the source of this 1209-nucleotide messenger RNA. Its product is annotated as transcription factor bHLH131. The transcript has 3 exons. Gene Ontology annotation, molecular function: DNA-binding transcription factor activity; protein dimerization activity. The record is from RefSeq and is a predicted model, not a curated record. Gene Ontology annotation, biological process: regulation of DNA-templated transcription. NCBI's taxonomy places the organism in Eukaryota, Viridiplantae, Streptophyta, Magnoliopsida, Fagales, Juglandaceae. The coding region runs from base 404 to 1093 and encodes 229 amino acids.
AUUCCAUGACACUAUCUCUAUGUGUGGAAUUUCUGUGUACAUCUUUUGAAAGAAACGUAUUAUGCUUUUGCAGAGCAUUAAUAUCAGUCAUUAGAUUCUCUUGGCACUCCAAAUCUCGAGAAAAUAGAAUAAUAAAGGGGAUGUUUUGGUUUUCACUUGGCCACUUUCAUGAAAAAUGGGAUCACAAGUGAAAGCAUACAAUCAACCUGCGUGUUAAAUCAUUAUAUCUGUCUUUGGUACUCAAAUCUCCCCUGCUUAAAUGCAAAUAUAUACCACGCGGUAUCCCUUAUUUAAUUUGCUUUUAAUGCGACCACAUAUAUAUUUCGAUUAGCAUAUCAUCCUCCCUCAAUCUCUCUUCCUCUACACAACAUUUUAACCAAAGCCAAGACCUCCUUCUCACACCAUGGCUCUACUGCGACAGUUAGAACAUGACAUGCAACAAUUGCGAAGUAAUUACAUGUCGGGGACAUAUACAAGACAAAAUAGCUGCUUCUCUCGAGGAGGAAUCUCCACCGAUACCAUCAACCUUAGAUCAUUAUUCAAACCCAAAUCAAAAGCUGAGACCAAACAACUUAAUGCCAAGAAACACAGCGAGGCAGAGAGAAGACGUAGGAAACGAAUCAAUGAUCAAUAUCGCACUCUUCGCAAUGUCCUCCCAAACUUGAUCAAAAUGGACAAGGCAACGGUGCUUGCCGAGACGGUCAGGCAGGUGAGGGAGCUGAGGAAGACAGUUUCGGAUUUGGAAGCAGUAUGUCAUGGUAGCAACAAGGACUGCGUGUUUCCAAGCGGGGUUGACAAGCUGAGUUUAGAACGCUGCGAGGAUGACAAGGGGGCGGUAAAGGUCACGUUCAGCUGCGAGGAUAGGACGGGAUUAAUGUCAGCGGUGGCGAGGCAAUUGAGGGCAGUGAAAGGGAGGGUGGUGAGGUCUAAGAUGGUGACAGUGGGAGGAAGGACCAAGGUUGUGCUGUGGUUGCAAGGGCUGGAAGGUGGAAAUGAAGGGAUGGUAAUGGCAAGGAGAGCUUUGAAGGAGGUCAUAGACAAGCCAAUUUUGCCAGGAAUCAUGAAGAUGGGAUGGCGGACUCGACGAUGGUAAUAAAUUUGUGGUCUUUAUGAGACGGGAUAUCAUUGUAAUUAUGUGGAAUCUAUUGUACAAAUUAUCGAAUUGAGAAAAUAAUGAUGGUUAAGAAUAUAGGUUUAGGGACAUGGAAA